Drechmeria coniospora is the source of this 1032-nucleotide messenger RNA. RefSeq lists its product as uncharacterized. The transcript has 3 exons. Gene Ontology annotation, molecular function: oxidoreductase activity, acting on NAD(P)H. The record is from RefSeq and is a predicted model, not a curated record. NCBI's taxonomy places the organism in Eukaryota, Fungi, Ascomycota, Sordariomycetes, Hypocreales, Ophiocordycipitaceae. The coding region runs from base 1 to 1032 and encodes 343 amino acids.
AUGUCAGCUCCGACAAUGACCAACGCUGCCGCCUUUCUCACGGCCGCCAAAUCCAACCCCUUUGAAGUGAGAGCCAGCCCGACUUGGACGGCGGGUGAGGGUGAAGUUCUUGUCAAGAACCAUGUCGUGGCCAUCAACCCGGUGGAUGGAAACUUGCAAUAUACCGCCUUCUUUCCGCUCAAGUAUCCCGCCAUCCUGGGCCAAGACGUCGCCGGUGAAGUCGUUGCCGUCGGUCCCCACGUCACUCGCUUCCGGACAGGCGAUCGAGUCGUCGGUCACGCCGUCGGCAUGGCCACCGGUCGGCACGAGGACGCGGCAUUCCAGAAUUACACCAUCCUGCAGACCAACAUGUGCAGUCCUAUCCCGGCCAGCAUGCCCUAUGAGGUGGCCGCCGUGCUUCCGCUGGGUCUGUCCACGGCCGCCUCCGGCUUGUUCCGGCAGGACUUUCUCAACCUCCAGCUGCCUUCGGUGCCGGCAAAAGAGCAGGCGGGAAAGACGAUUCUGGUCUGGGGCGGAGCAUCCAGCGUGGGCAGCAAUGCCAUCCAACUUUGCGUCGCCGCCGGGUACGAGGUCAUCACCACGGCCUCCGCUCGAAACUUUGACUACGUCAGAAAGCUUGGUGCCGCCCAAGUGUUUGACUAUGCAAGCCCAACGGUCCACGAGGACUUGCUCAACGCCUUCAAGCACAAGACCUUGGCCGGUGUGUUGGAUUCCAUCGGACCGCCUGCCUGGGCCAUCUGCCUCGAUGUCGCACUGAAAACGCCUGGAAACAAGUUUGUCGCCACGACGAAGCGAGGGUUCCCCGACCCUCCAGAGGGCGUCCGCAUCCAGGCCGUGUUCGGCACCGUCAUCAAGGAUGACCAUGUUUCCCACGCCGUAUACGGGGACUUCUUGCCAAGGGCGUUGGACACGGGCUCGUAUGUCCCUUCGCCCGAGCCGUUGGUCGCGGGACACGGGCUCGAGAGCCUGCAGGCCGCUGUUGAUCUCCAUCGACAGGGGGUCUCGGCGAGAAAGAUUGUCGUGCGCCUGUAG